Capronia epimyces CBS 606.96 is the source of this 1452-nucleotide messenger RNA. RefSeq lists its product as uncharacterized. Gene Ontology annotation, biological process: DNA-templated transcription. NCBI's taxonomy places the organism in Eukaryota, Fungi, Ascomycota, Eurotiomycetes, Chaetothyriales, Herpotrichiellaceae. Gene Ontology annotation, cellular component: nucleus. The record is from RefSeq and is a predicted model, not a curated record. Gene Ontology annotation, molecular function: DNA binding; zinc ion binding. The transcript is spliced from 4 exons. Bases 1 to 1452 code for a protein of 483 amino acids.
AUGGUGCUGUCGGCAAAGUCACUGUCACCGUCGGGCCAGCCCACGGCUGAGGCUGAGGCUAAGGCUAAGGCUCAGGCUCACCAAAGCCAGGUGUAUCUUGAGGUCCAUGGCAUCAUUCGUGCCACGGGACAGUUUGUGGACGACAUCAGCGCCCGCUAUUUCCGGGGAUUUCACCACCACCUGCCCGUCAUCUCCCGCACCCGCUUCUACAACAACCUCAUCACGCUGGGAGUGGCUCCAGCCGCCGACUUUUCCGUCUUGCUACUGACCAUCUGUCUCAUCACACACGCUCCGGCACUGGGGUAUCAAUCCGGCACCGACACCGACACUGGCACCGGGCAUAGAGCCAGUCGAAGCGUCGAACAGCAGUCCAUCUAUCUCACUGCGAGGUCGCUGUUUGCCCAGGUUCAAGUCUCUUGCGCCCCCUCCCCCUCCCUCCCCCUGAUCCAAGCCGGCCUUCUGCUAGCCGUGUACGAGUACACUCAUGGCCGGGCGGACGAUGCAUUUGUGACCAUCGCAGGCAUUGCGCGCAUGGCCUAUGCCGCCCGCAUCCACACUCGCAACUGUCCUCAGAUACAAAUGACACAUACAGCCGGCCACAAUGCGGAUGCCGAUGCCGAUACCAAUACCAACACCGACCUGCUGCUGCAUGCUGAAGAAGCAGCGAACACGUGGUGGGGAAUUGUCAUCUGUGAGAGGACUUUCUUCAGCGAAGUCGCAGUCUUCGACCAACCGCUGGUCACUGUCUUUCCGGGUGGCGAUGCUCGACUGCCGAUCGAACCACAAGUCUUCGACCAGCUCGAUCUUCUAGACCCGGAGUCCUUGCCCAACAUCUCCGUGUCCUGUCUGACGUCGCCCAAGGUUGGAGGAUUCUGUCGGACAGCGCAGGCGGCCUGUCUUCUGGAUCAGGUCCUUAAGGGCUUGGACACUCCAGACAUGGAAUCUCGACUGCUCCAGCUCGACCGGCUAGAUGACAAUAUCCAAGCCUUCCUAUCGCUGGUGAUGCCGCAGUGCCAGGGCCAACCAGGGGUGUUUUGUGCAGCCAUGAACAUUGCAAUUAGGGCGCUGUUCACAUUACAUUGGCACAUCCUCGACCAGCGCCCGCAGGUGGUCAAUGUCAGAGCCAGAGUCAUGUUCAAACGACUGGAGGAGUGGUACCAGAGAUCGCAGGAGGCGCUUGACACGGUCACGAAGAUGGUGGUCGACAUUGCAGAGUCCCUGAUCGCAGCAACAGCAACAACUACAGCCAGAAACGCCACAGCCUCGCCCACAAACACGACGACGACGACGCACACCGUCGACGCCAUGCCUCCAAUAUACCCAUAUGUCGCUCGCGCCGCGCUCAGGCACAUUUGCAGCAGCGCCCAGAGGGCAGAUGCCGGUUGGUUGAGGGGUGCCGAGAACGUGCUCCAGGCAUCUCUGGACAAAUACUCCCAGCGGUGGAGCGUGUGA